Messenger RNA from Chaetomium strumarium, 1402 nucleotides. Its product is annotated as 6-hydroxy-D-nicotine oxidase. Gene Ontology annotation, molecular function: FAD binding. The record is from RefSeq and is a predicted model, not a curated record. The transcript is spliced from 3 exons. The coding region runs from base 14 to 1402 and encodes 462 amino acids. Lineage: Eukaryota; Fungi; Ascomycota; Sordariomycetes; Sordariales; Chaetomiaceae.
CUCCGAAUUCCAGAUGGUCCAUCUAGACCGCUGGUCCAAGACGUCGAUCCUCUCGCCCAGCUGCAUAUUUCUGCCGUCUUAUGUAGAGGACGUUUCAGCGGCGGUAAAAGCGCUCUCCGCGGGAAACUGCCAGUUCGCCAUCAAGUCCGGCGGGCACAACCCCACUCCCGGAGCUAACGACAUCAACGACGGCGUGUCUAUCGACCUGCGGUAUCUGAACCAGACCACCCUGGCGCCGGACCGCAGUUUCGUCAGCUUGGGCGCCGGCGGCAACUGGGUUAACGCCUACCACGCCUUCGCGAACCACGGCGUUGGUUUCCCCGGCGGCCUAUGCGGCACCACGGGCGUCGGCGGUGUUACCAUCGGCGGCGGCCAGUCUCCCUUCAGCGCUAAGGUGGGCUGGGCUGUCGACAACGUGCUAAACUUUCAGCUGGUGCUAGCCGACGGCAAGAUCGUCAACGCUAACGCGACGCAUAACAGCGAUCUAUUCCGCGCCCAGAAAGGCGGCGGCUCCAACUUUGGCGUCGUAACGCGGAUCGACAUGGCGGCAUUCGAUCAUUCCAACCAGCUGUGGGGUGGCGAGAUCGUGGUCCAAGCGACACCAGCCACGACGCAGACGGCGCUCGAAGCAACUAGCAACUAUACAAGGCAGAACAACGCGAACGUGGAUGCGAUGCUGCAGACCGCCUUCUUCUACUAUAGUAACGGCACCGCCGUCAUUGACUUUGUGCUGGCGGCGACCGAUAACGCGACAAACCCCGAGAUCUUCCACCCUUUUACGGGAAUGUCGCCGCAGAUGGCAAGCACAGUGUCAUCGCGGACGCUGACGAGCUUUGUUAGGGAGAUCAUCCCGACCCAGCCCCGGGGAUACCGCAAUCUCUGGGCGACAGUGACUUUUAAGAACAAUCUCGCUACUCUGCAGACCGUGCAGCGAAUCACCGACCAUAUCUACAUAGAGGCGGGUGCCACGGUACCCGACAUGGACUGGAUCUUGCUCUACAGCCCGCAGCCCAAAGCAAUCGACCUGCACGGUCUCCGCAACGGGGGCAACGUCCUAGGACGGCAGCAUACGCGGGACGACCAGAUUGUCGCCUGCAUCAGUCCCCGAUGGCUGGACGCGGCGUAUGACCGGGACAUGUACGCCCUCGCUGCAAAAUGGGUGGGCAUGGUCACGAAGGCUACCAGACUUCUGGGGACGCACGAGGAGUUCCUCUACCUCAAUCUCGCAGCGCAAUUCCAGGACCCCAUCAGGGCCUACGGCGAGGACAACGUCCGAUUCAUCCGGCACGUCGCUGAGAAGUACGACCCGGCCGGCGUGUUCCAGCGGCUGGCGCCGGGCGGGUUCAAAAUCAGCCGAGUCGGCGGGUUUCGACCUCAGACGGUCCCGGGACGGGCGGUCUAA